CAGGAAGUGACGUAAGGAGCCACCGGAAGUGGCCGUGUGUCCUGCGAAGAGGCUGAUAGUGGUGCCCGGCCCGCGUCCAGAGAGCUGCAGCUAUGUCGAUCGAAAUCGAGUCUUCCGAUGUGAUCCGUCUUAUUAUGCAGUACCUGAAGGAGAACAGUUUACAUCGGGCAUUGGCUACCUUACAGGAAGAAACUACUGUGUCUCUGAAUACCGUGGACAGUAUUGAGAGUUUUGUGGCUGACAUUAAUAGUGGCCAUUGGGAUACUGUUCUACAGGCUAUACAGUCACUGAAAUUGCCAGACAAAACCCUUAUCGAUCUCUAUGAACAGGUGGUUUUGGAGUUGAUAGAGCUCCGUGAAUUGGGUGCCGCCAGGUCACUUCUGAGACAGACCGACCCCAUGAUCAUGUUAAAACAAACACAGCCCGAGCGGUACAUUCAUCUGGAGAACCUGCUGGCGAGGUCUUACUUCGAUCCUCGUGAGGCAUACCCAGAUGGAAGUAGCAAAGAGAAAAGGAGAGCAGCGAUUGCCCAGGCCUUGGCUGGGGAAGUCAGUGUGGUGCCUCCGUCUCGCCUCAUGGCGUUGCUGGGACAGGCGCUGAAAUGGCAACAGCACCAGGGGUUGCUUCCCCCCGGUAUGACCAUAGAUUUGUUCCGAGGCAAAGCUGCUGUCAAAGAUGUGGAAGAAGAAAAGUUUCCUACGCAGCUGAGCAGGCAUAUUAAGUUUGGUCAGAAAUCGCAUGUGGAGUGUGCCCGCUUUUCUCCAGAUGGUCAGUAUCUGGUCACUGGGUCUGUCGAUGGAUUCAUCGAAGUGUGGAACUUUACUACUGGAAAAAUCAGGAAGGACCUGAAGUACCAGGCGCAGGACAACUUCAUGAUGAUGGACGAUGCUGUGCUCUGCAUGUGUUUCAGCAGAGACACAGAAAUGUUAGCAACUGGUGCCCAAGAUGGGAAGAUCAAGGUCUGGAAAAUUCAGAGUGGCCAGUGUUUAAGGAGAUUCGAAAGAGCGCACAGUAAAGGUGUCACCUGUCUGAGCUUUUCUAAGGACAGCAGUCAGAUCCUGAGUGCCUCCUUUGACCAAACCAUUAGAAUUCAUGGUUUGAAGUCUGGGAAAACCCUGAAGGAAUUCCGUGGUCAUUCCUCCUUUGUUAAUGAAGCAACAUUUACACAAGAUGGACAUUAUAUUAUCAGCGCAUCCUCUGAUGGCACUGUAAAGAUCUGGAAUAUGAAGACUACAGAAUGUUCAAAUACCUUUAAAUCCCUGGGCAGCACUGCGGGGACUGACAUUACGGUCAACAGUGUGAUUCUGCUUCCUAAAAACCCGGAGCACUUCGUGGUGUGCAACAGAUCGAACACCGUGGUCAUCAUGAAUAUGCAGGGCCAGGUUCACGAGAAGGACGUGAUUGGCAUUGCACAUCAUCCUCAUCAGAACCUCAUUGCUACCUACAGUGAAGAUGGACUCCUAAAGCUCUGGAAACCCUAAUUCAGCUUUUCUUCAAAGAAAAGAAAGCUGAAAGCAUGUACUUCAAUGAAGACACAUUCAUAUGUGUUGUUUUUCUUUUAGGGUAGCUUUUUUAAGCUGAGAAAUUCUCUGAUUAGCCACAGGAAUAAUUUUGUGAAGCAGUUACCUUUGUAAAGUGCAUUUUUAAUGUAUUAGUUCGUCUUUCCUUGCCUUUGCCGGUGCCAGGAAUAGGGCCCUGGGCCUUGCACGCUAGGCAAGGGCUCACUGAGCAGAAGCCCCGGCCCAAAGUCCGUGUGCUUCUGACAGGACCAGUCACUCAGAUGUUUUCAGAGCGACGUACUGGUGUUAGUAAAAACUCCUGUAAUUUGUAAUGGUUCAAAUGUGCCUGUCAUCAUAAAACUUGUAAAUAAAUCAAUGUAUUGAGUA
Molecule: messenger RNA, 1886 nt
Organism: Chinchilla lanigera (long-tailed chinchilla)
Lineage: Eukaryota; Metazoa; Chordata; Mammalia; Rodentia; Chinchillidae
Gene: Smu1
Product: smu-1 suppressor of mec-8 and unc-52 homolog (C. elegans)
Biological process (GO): mRNA splicing, via spliceosome
Cellular component (GO): precatalytic spliceosome
Molecular function (GO): protein binding
Source: RefSeq, a predicted model, not a curated record